Molecule: messenger RNA, 531 nt
Organism: Candidula unifasciata
Lineage: Eukaryota; Metazoa; Mollusca; Gastropoda; Stylommatophora; Geomitridae
Source: the annotation of a GenBank genome assembly
AUGUGGAAAUGCAUAUGUCUGUAUCGGGUGGGUGGGUUAAUGCUAGAUCUGUGGUAUAAGUUAGAGGUGUGGGUAAUGCUAGAUCUGUGGUGUAAGUUAGAGAUGUGGGUAAUGCUAGAUCUGUGGUAUAAGUUAGAGGUGUGGGUAAUGCUAGAUCUGUGGUAUAAGUUAGAGGUGUGGGUAAUGCUAGAUCUGUGGUAUAAGUUAGAUGAGUGGGUAAUGCUAGAUCUAUGGCAUAAGUUAGAGGUGUGGGUAAUGUUAGAUCUAUGGUAUAAGUUAGAUGUGUGGGUAAUGCUAGAUCUAUGGCAUAAGUUAGAGGUGUGGGUAAUGCUAGAUCUGUGGUGUAAGUUAGAGAUGUGGGUAAUGCUAAAUCUAUGGCAUAAGUUAGAGGUGUGGGUAAUGCUAGAUCUAUGGUAUAAGUUAGAGGUGUGGGUAAUGCUAGAUCUAUGGUAUAAGUUAGAGGUGUGGGUAAUGCUAGAUCUGUGGUGUAAGUUAGAGGUGUGGGUAAUGCUAGAUAUUUGGUAUAAGUGA